AUGACCGUUGGCUGCGGCCAACCAAACGCCAUUCCCGCCUGCACCACGCAACCCGAGUACGCAUCCUCAUUCUCCCGCUCUCUCCCUGUCCUUGGACCGCAAAUAGACGCCCUCAAGCGUCGCCUACCUUCUUUGGCAGGUUCUCGCUUCAGCUUCCAUCUGAUCUCAUGGCGGCCGGCAUGGAAGCGAAACUCGGCGGAGCCUCUUGAGUCCCUGUUGAACGGGGUCCAUUACACUCGUCGGCGCAUGUACCAAGAUACACUAUCUUUAACCUUUACUCGGCUGAGCGGCUCCAUUCAAGAUGCCACACUUUCAGCUUUCUUAUCCAAUAAGUCCGCGGUGUUUACUGAGUAUCCAAACGGGGCUACUGUCGAAUGCUAUCUAUCGGAAGGCUGCUCAUUCCCCCCCACACUCAGGUAUAGGCUCCUGUCAGACCCCGGACCUUGUCUCUUGCGCUAUCCUCUGCUACGGCCUCCGCUCUCGCACGUCAACAACCAGGUAGUCGAGGACCCAAUGCGUCAUGUUGUGAUGGAGGAUCGCGGGGAAACAUCAUCCAUCGCUUCAUGCUUGAUACAUUCCCUACGCUUACCCGCAGACACGCGCCAGUCAACUUCGGGACAUGCCUGGUAUUCAGACUUGGGGCAGCUGCUUGAGGACCCUUCACUAUGUCUUUACAAUUUUCCACACUGCAAAUGCCAUCCGUACUUUUUGUACGACUUCAGUACGCCCGGAAUCAGGCACUCGGUGACCUUCAUGCCGGCGUCCGGAGCCGCCAUCUCAGUCGGUGGGGAAUGCGAUCGAGUCCUGCUGCAUGUUGCCCCUAUUUACAACGGCCAGCCAUUGCCCGAGUUCGGUCUGCCGCCAGCUUCGGUGGAGACUAGGACCCCCCCAUCAGCCAACAUCACGCAUUAUCUCAACCCUGACCAUUGUUGGACGACCGACUCGAGGGAUGAUGACGGCAUCACCGAACCACCAAAGCCCGCAAUAUCUACUCUUCUCCAAUCCUCCGUCCGGCAGCGGAGGCAAAUGUCGAAUUCCAUUCGUUGCAACCAAUCCCGCACGGUGAGAAGGCCGCUUAUCAUCACACCGCUCAGCAAGCGCCCGGCAGUGUGUCGUAUACCUCACCACUUUGUAACCUCUCUCUACUGGUUCUUGGGAAUGGCCUCACCCGAGGUCUGUACCCCGCCUGCUGCAACUCCCCCUCUCUCCAAAGACGAGGCGAUCGACAGGUCCUUCUCUGCGACAGGACGAACCCUCAUCAGCUCGUCGGAGGGGCAGAGGGAGGACCUUGUAUUUCUUCAGUUGCCCCUCACUACGCCAUUUGGAAAAUAUCGCCCGCCACCCGAUGUACUCCGUAUACAUACACUAUUCCACCUUGCCAAGUGGGACUUUGCUUCACCCCAGCCGCCACCGCCAAACAACCACGCUGUCGGUGGUUCUCCACGUAUCUCGCCCCAAGAAUCUCUCGACUGUUUCCAGCUUCCGAAUUCCCACAAAUACCAUUCACCUUCUGGACCCGGAACGAUGAACAUCAGGGAAAAUGCCCGCCGCGGCGGUUGGGUCGGAGUCGACUCCGCGAGGUUGGGGGACAAGGACAAGGCGAGACACACUCAGCUUCCAAACAUAGAAUUAGGUCGUCCUAGUAUGACCGAUCAUCAGGGACACCAGAGAGGGCCGAUCAGGGGCUCUAGGCCGAUCUGUGCCCGUGGCCCUUCUGCCCCUCCCGUUCUGUACGCGGUGAAUAUCAGAAAGCACUUGUUUUUUUCUUCAAGUAAAGCGUCGCUCUGA
Messenger RNA from Colletotrichum lupini, 1788 nucleotides. RefSeq lists its product as uncharacterized. NCBI's taxonomy places the organism in Eukaryota, Fungi, Ascomycota, Sordariomycetes, Glomerellales, Glomerellaceae. The transcript has 12 exons. The record is from RefSeq and is a predicted model, not a curated record. Bases 1 to 1788 code for a protein of 595 amino acids.